Knipowitschia caucasica is the source of this 471-nucleotide messenger RNA. The record is from the annotation of a GenBank genome assembly. NCBI's taxonomy places the organism in Eukaryota, Metazoa, Chordata, Actinopteri, Gobiiformes, Gobiidae.
AUGGUGCCGGGGGUCGUGUACGCGCUGCUGGCGGGUUUUCUCGGGGCCGUGGCUUCGUCUUCGGCCAAACUGUCUCUGGGAGCGGACUAUCUGAAGGGCGUUUGUGAGAGCGGGCUGCGGACAUGGGGCGAGCAACGGCGCUUCAGACAUGCGGACGAGACCUCUGCAUGUGACAGGCUGCACAUUCCUCUGCGGCUGCUCUGUGGGGGGCUGCUCUUCACCUGUAACGCUGUGAUGUGGACUUUUCUGGCCAAAGCUCUCAGGAACUCCUCUUCCUCGGCCCAAACCACUGUGACCACCACCGCCUCCAACUUUGUCUCUUCCGCAUUUCUGGGGCAGCUGAUCUUCGGCGAGGCCCAGAUGACGCUGUGGUGGGUGGGCAUCUCUCUCACCUUCACGGGGGUCCUGGUUCUCCACCGAGCCUCACCGCAGGAGCCGACCGCCAACACCGACGACAAGAGGGAGGACUAG